This is a messenger RNA of Acipenser ruthenus (sterlet), 672 nucleotides long. RefSeq names its product lysozyme C, milk isozyme-like. Gene Ontology annotation, molecular function: lysozyme activity. The record is from RefSeq and is a predicted model, not a curated record. The transcript is spliced from 4 exons. The coding region runs from base 27 to 566 and encodes 179 amino acids. Lineage: Eukaryota; Metazoa; Chordata; Actinopteri; Acipenseriformes; Acipenseridae.
CACCUUUUACUGGAACAAUUGCACAGAUGUUGUCAUCACCUCUAUAUAAGGUUGGAGAAAGUUUUGUUACUGAUAGAAACCUGACAGACCUUGAGCAAGGAGCUGAGUGGAAAAUGCAGUCCUCCACUAUCCUUAAGGCUAUUUUUGUCACCGUCCUCUGCAUGGUGGUGGAUGGAAAGGUAUUUAAUCAGUGUGAACUGGCAAAGAAGCUGAAGAUAUCUGGUUUGGAUGGAUACCAUGGGUACAGUCUGCCUAACUGGAUUUGCAUGUCGUUCUACGAGUCUCGUCAUAGCACUCGUUUGGUGAACCGCAACAAGGACAAGUCCACUGAUUACGGGAUCUUCCAGAUCAAUAGCCGCUGGUGGUGCAAUGACGGGAAAACGCCGCACUCCAAAAAUGCGUGCAACAUCCCCUGCAGCCGCCUGCUGGAUGAUGACAUCACUGAUGACAUCCAAUGCGCAAAGCGUGUGGUGAGGGACCCAAAUGGAAUGAAAGCAUGGGUUGCCUGGCGUAAGUUUUGCAUAGGUCGGGAUCUUACCAAGUACACUGCCGGCUGUGGAAUUUAACCAUGAAAUAACUGGGUGGGCAGUGCUACAAUUCUGUAGCUUUUAGGAAUCUACAUUCCAUGUCUUAUAAAUGCAUAUUUUUAAAAAUAUAAUUUUAGAGCUGCAU